Verticillium alfalfae VaMs.102 is the source of this 3069-nucleotide messenger RNA. RefSeq names its product cytoplasm protein. Lineage: Eukaryota; Fungi; Ascomycota; Sordariomycetes; Glomerellales; Plectosphaerellaceae. The record is from RefSeq and is a predicted model, not a curated record. The coding region runs from base 1 to 3069 and encodes 1022 amino acids. The transcript is spliced from 5 exons. Gene Ontology annotation, molecular function: metal ion binding.
AUGGCACCAGAAGAGCGCCCAAAGCCGAGGUUCCGCAAGGUUCAGAGCUUCGAAACCGAGUACGCGCCGUGCACCAUCAGCCAGUAUGUCUCUGAGCGCAGCGGCAUGCAGGUCAUCGUGGCCGAUCGCCAGGGUCCCAAGGUCAACGGCUACUUCACACUCGCGACCGAGAUUCUCGACGACUCGGGUGCCCCUCACACGCUGGAGCACCUCGUCUUCAUGGGCUCCAAGAAUUACCGCUACAAGGGCCUCCUCGACAAGAUUUCCUCGAGGGCCUACUCUGGCACCAACGCCUGGACUGCCACUGACCACACGGCCUACACGCUCGAGAGUGCUGGAUGGGAGGGCUUCGCGCAGAUCCUGCCCGUGUACCUCGAGCACGUCAUUGUGCCCGUCAUCACGGAUGAGGCCUGCACCACCGAGGUUCACCACAUCGACGGCGAGGGUAAUGAUGCGGGUGUCGUCUACUCUGAGAUGCAGGCCAUUCAGUACAAGAGCGCAGAGAUUGUCGAUCUCGCUGCCAAGCGUCAGCUGUACCCCGAGAAUGUCGGUUUCCGAUACGAGACCGGCGGUAUGACGGACGCUCUACGCAACUUGACCACCGACCGGAUUAGAGAGUUUCAUCGGGAGAUGUACCAGCCCCGCAAUCUGGCUGUCAUCAUUGUGGGCGAGACCGAUCACGACAACCUUCUGCAGAUUCUCGAUGACUUUGAAGAGAGCAUCAAGGAUGACCUUCCUCCCCUCGAUGCUCCUUUUAAGAGGCCCUGGAUCGACUCUGAGCAGCCUCCCGCGCUCACCGAGACCAAGGUGUCCACUGCCGAGUUCCCGGAGGCCGACGAGUCGGUUGGCGAGGUGGUGGUUGGCUGGUUCGGGCCUAACUGCAUCGACCCCUUGGCCACUUCUGCGCUGAACGUUCUGCAAACCUACCUUUGUGGCUCGUCGGUCUCUAUCCUCGAGAACGUCAUGGUCGAAAGGGAAGAACUCGCCAGCUCUGUUGCUUGCUACUGGGAGUCAAGGCCCAAGUCUGUCAUCUGGUUCCAGCCUACGAGUGUCGCCACGGAGAAGCUCGAAUUCGUCUACAAGAGGCUGAUUGAACUCCUCAAGGAGGUGGCCUCCAAGCCCCUCGACAUGGAGUACAUGAAGUCGUGUGUCCAGCGCGAGCGCCGACAGGUCAAAUUCCAGGCCGAGUCCUCCGAGAGCUUCUUCUCGAGCAACAUCAUCACCGACUAUCUCUUCGGCAAGCGUGACGGCUCGACGCUGCUCGACAUGAAGAGCCUGGACGAGUACGACAACCUCGAGAAGUGGACUGACGAACAGUGGAGGGAUUUCCUGAGGAAGUGGAUCUCGGAUGCUCACCACAUUGCUAUCCUCGCCAAACCGUCCAUGGCUCUGGCUGAGAAGUACAAGACUGAAGAGGAGGAAAGACUCGCGAAGAGAAAGGCGAAGCUUGUCCUGAGGAUCUCUAGCGAGGGUGGGAUGUCGAUCGAUGGGCAGCCGGUUCCAUGGACUGGGCGGUUUCGGAAAUGUUGGAGGAGUCGGGGACAAGGGAACAGGAAGGUCAUCGAUGCCGCGACUGACGGCAAGGACCCUCUCUUCAUCCAGUUUGAAAGCGUGCCCUCCAACUUUGUGCACAUCAGUCUCUACUUGGGCACCGCACGGGUUCCCACCGAAGUGAAGCCUCUGCUGCCCAUCUUUGCCGACAAUUUCUUUAACACGCCCAUCGAGCGCGACGGCAAGCAGGUUGACUUUGAGCAGAUCGUCAUGGAACUCGAGGAGGAAACCAUCAGCUACGGCAUCCGGUCUGCGAAGGACAUGGGUGACCCCGACAGCAUCACCAUUCAGUUCCAGAUUGAGCCCGAAAAAUACGCCAGUAUCAUCAGCUGGAUCCGUACCAUGAUGUUCGACAGCGUCUUUGACGUGCAGAGGCUCAAGGCUGGCGUGCAGAAGCAGCUGGCUGACAUCCCCGAGCUCAAGCGUGACGGCCGCUCCAUGUCCACUGAGAUCAACAUGGCCUAUCAUCUGAAGAAGGAGUCCUAUGCCGUCUCGAAGCGAGCCUUGGUUCGCGCCGUCUACUUGCGCCGCGUCAAGAAGCUCCUCGAGAGCGAUCCCGAAUUGGUUGUCUCCUGGUUCGAGAAGAUCCGCAAGUCUCUCUUCCAAUUUAACAACACACGCAUCCUCGUUACCGCAGAUGUGAAUAAGCUCGAGAACCCGGUCGCUGCGUGGGACGUCUUGAGCAGCGCUCUGCAACCUGCAGGCGAGCUUCUUCCGGUUCUCAAGGCGCACAGCCAUCUCACCGAAGAGGGAGAGAACCCAGGUUCCGUCGGCGCCGUCAUCGUCCCCAUGACGACAGUUGAUGGUUCGUACAGCGUAAGCACCUCCAAGGGCAUCAUCUCCUUUGAAGACCCGCGCCUCCCCGCCAUCCUCGUCGCCAUCGGCUACCUCGAGGCGGUCGAGGGCCCGCUCUGGUGCGCAGUCCGCGGCCAGGGCAUGGCCUACGGCGUCUUCUUCAACCGCGACGUCGACAGCGGCAUGAUCCAGUUCCGCGUCUACCGCUCUCCCGACGUCUCCAAGGCCAUCGCGCCGCCCGUGAGACAGUCCGCAAGAUCGCCGAGGGCGAGGAGCCCCAUUGAUCGCCACCUCAAGGAGGGCGCCAUCAGCCAGAUUGUCGUGCACUUUGCCGACGAGCAGUCGACCAUGGCCUCUGCGGCGAGCCAGAACUUUGUGCUCGGUGUCGUGCGCGGCGUGCCUCUGGACUGGCACAAGAAGAUCAUGAAGAGUGUGCGGGAUGUCACCGAUGAGCAGAUCAAGGACGUCUUGAACGACCUCAUCAUGCCCGUGUUUGCGCCGGGGAAGAGCAACGUCAUCGUCACGUGCGCACCGAUUCUGGAGGAGAAUAUCGAGAAGGCUCUCAAGGAGACGGGCUACAAGACACAGGUGCAGCAGCUGGCAUACUUCCACGACGACUAUGGUCUGAAGCCUCAGGAUGGGGAAGAGGAAGAGGAAGAGUCGGAAGAGGAGGAUGAUGAGGAGGGCGACUACACGGAUGACAGUGAUGAUGAGUCGGACUGA